Molecule: messenger RNA, 618 nt
Organism: Sorghum bicolor (sorghum)
Lineage: Eukaryota; Viridiplantae; Streptophyta; Magnoliopsida; Poales; Poaceae
Product: acyl-[acyl-carrier-protein] desaturase 7, chloroplastic
Exons: 1
Coding region: 1-618 (205 amino acids)
Biological process (GO): fatty acid metabolic process
Cellular component (GO): chloroplast stroma
Molecular function (GO): stearoyl-[ACP] desaturase activity
Source: RefSeq, a predicted model, not a curated record
AUGGUGACGGAGGAGGCGAUGCCCACGUACCAGAGCAUGUUCAACCGCACCGACGGCGUCGGCAACGACACGGGCGCCAGCGCCUUCCCCUUGGCGCGCUGGAUUCGCGGCUGGACCGCCGAGGAGAACCGCACGCUGUCCAAGAUCUGCGUCGUGGUCGCCGGCGACGAGAGGCGGCACGAGGCGGCGUACACCAAGGCGAGCGCCGAGCUGUUCGGCGUGGACCCGGACGACAUGGUGCGCGCGCUGGCCUACGUCAUGCUCGGGAAGGUCACCAUGCCGGGCCUGCUCAUGUCGGACACCCUGCCAGCACACACACAGUUACAUACCCUUGCACGCCGUCCUCGUCCUCCUCCCUCUGCUGCACGGCAGCGCCAGCGUAGCCAAGCGGGGCGCGGAGACGUGCGGGCAGCUGGGCCUUCCAGAAGUCGAGCGUGGCGAAGGGCGGCGGUGGCGACGACGAGGCCGGUUGCCCAGCGCCGGCGCCAGGCCCAGCCGAGCAGGAGGCCGAAGAGGGCCGCCGCACAGAGGGGCCCCGCGAGGAGCGCCAUCUCCCGGGUCGCCCCCCACGCCGUGGGCUGCUCCAGCACCCUCGCCACCGCCGACAGCACCCUCUAG